AUGCCUGGAAGACUAAAGUCUCUCAUUGGGACCAUCAACAGGCGUCCCAGCAAGGCAGCCGAUGGACGUACAGACCAGCAAGCUGCCACUGCUGCGGGAGCGGUAAACGGUGAAAAGACUGGUGUCUUUUCUGAUCUUGCCGGUCUCAGCUUCAAGGACAAGCACACACUUGCCCAUGCCCUUCCGACACUCGCCUCUGGCGAGGCUCUGGAUGACAAGGACUUGCUGUUGGAAAAGGGUGUUGCCAUGCUCCAGGGAAUGCCACCCAACAGCGGUUUGAGUCAAGGCAUUUCCGAUGCAUUCAUCUCAAUGCUCUGGGCAGAUCUGCCCCAUCCCGCUCUCACAUCGGCCGGUCCAACGUCGAGAUAUCGGAGACACGAUGGAGGCGGCAACAACCCCUGGUUCCCAGAGAUGGGCAAGGCGGGCUCGCCGUAUGCUCGCAACGUGCCGCCCAUGAAGUCCAAGGGUCCCAACCUCCCAGACGUCGAGGCCGUCUAUGACGCCUUGUUGAAGCGCGAGGGACCCUUUCGCAAACAUCCAUCAGGCCUGAACCGCAUGUUCUUUGCAUUUGCGACAGUCGUUAUCCACGAGUGUUUCCAGACAAGCCGCAAGGAUCCCUUUAUCAAUGAGACAUCUAGUUAUGUUGACUUGAGCACGCUGUAUGGAAACACGGAAAAGGAGCAAAAGCGGGUGCGUACAUAUGAGAAUGGUUUCAUAUACCCCGACUCAAUUGCGUCGGAGAGAAUCAUGAUGAUGCCGCCGCCCGUCGUCGCCGUCUUGAUCAUGUUCUCGCGCCACCACAACUUUAUUGCGGAAUCCUUGAUCCAAGUCAAUGAAGACGGCAAAUACAAGCCCUGGGAAGAACUUGAUAGUGAGGGACAGAAAUGGCAAGAUGAAGACAUUUUCCAAAUUUCUCGCAACAUUAAUGUGGGCUUCUUUGCUACAGUUGUAUUGAAGGACUAUGUCUCGGCCAUCCUCAAUACCCCCCGAGCCAACUCGGAGUGGAACCUCAACCUGGGCAAGGAAAUCAAAAAGGGUGGCCAGCGCGUCGAGCGAGGCAACGGCAACGUCGUGUCUGUAGAGUUUGCCGUCCUCUACCAUUGGCACGCGGCCCUCAGCGCCGCCGACGCCGACUGGAUGGAAGCUGUCCUGCGGUCCGACUUUCCUGACUUGGCUUCCAUUGAAGAUGUCACGCAUGAGCAGUUCCUAAAGGUCAUGAUGAACCACGGCCACAAGCUCAUGGCGACUGAUCCCAAGGAAUGGACUUUUGGCGGUCUGAAACGCCAGGCUAAUGGUCGAUUUAGUGAUGUUGAAUUGGCAGAGCUCAUCAAGGACGCCAUUGAAGAACCGGCUCAUGAGUUUGGUGCCCACGGAACUCCAGCCAGUCUGAAAAUUGUGGAUAUCAUGGGACAACUACAAGCGAGAGAAGUCUUUAACGUUUGCACUCUCAAUGAAUUCCGUCGAUAUCUCAACUUGAAGCCAUACGAAAGCUUUGACGAGUGGAACGAGGAUACCACGGUUGCCAGAGCUGCGGAACUUCUCUAUGGUCACAUUGAGAACAUGGAGCUCUACCCUGGUCUAAUGGCAGAGUGCACAAAGCCCGCCAUACCAGGUAGUGGUGUCUGCCCAGGACAGACAACCGGCCGAGGUAUUCUCGAUGACGCCGUGGCUUUGGUCCGUGGUGACCGUUUUCUGAGCUACGAUCUCAACAGCAAUACUCUGACGCAUUGGGGUGCAUCUUUGCUCCAGGACAACGCUCCAGGUGCUUAUGGCGGCAUGCUGCCCAAACUGCUGUUUAGAGGCUUGCCUGGCGCCUUUACUGGCACUUCAUCAUAUGCUCUCCUGCCGUUUUACACUCCAGAGGCCGCACGCGGUAUUCUCAAGGGCAACGGUGCGCUGGACAAAUACGACCUCAGGCGGCCCCCGAGUGGCAUGGACAUAAUCAGUGUCCAGACACACGAAGGCUGCAAGCAGGUGUUUGAAGACCGUGAGAACUUCCGCGUCAUGUACCAGGAUGCCAUUCGCAACUGCACUGCCGGUCACGAUUUCAUGAUUGGCUGGGACGAUGCCAACCGACAUGACGAGCGGUCCAAGAUCCUCCACAAGGUCUUUAUGGAGGAUGGCUUCGAAAAGGACAUAACCAACUUUUUCAGCACCAAUGUCAAGAAGCUCAUUAGUGCAAACUCAUUGACCCUUUCCAAGGGCAGACGGUCAAUUGACGUUGUGCGCGAUGUCACCAACAUUACGCCCAUCCUGUGGCUGGCAGACAAGUUUGCCAUUCCGCUCAAGACUCAGGAGAAACCCAAGGGUCUGGUAUCCAUCUUCGAGGCAUUUGGUGCUUACCUUGUCUUGUUCAUGUACCAGAGUUUCAAUAUCAUGCCAAUCAAUGAGUGGAAGCUCCGCGAGGCGGCAAUGAAGGCGGGCGAUGCCCUGCGGCCCAUUUUUGAAACACAUUUAAAGACGCAGCAAGGCUUGAAGGAAAAGGCCGUGGACUGGCUCGCCAAGGGCAGUGCGUUUGAAGUCGGACCCCAGGCUGACCGUUUGUACCACGCGCUCAACGACUCAAAGCUGCCCAUCGGCGACAUGGUCGGCGACUGUAUCGGCAUGGGCGCGCCCGUUGCCGGCAAUAUUACCCAGCAGGCCUCGCUCCUCAUUGACUUGUACCUCAGCCCGGGCUACGAGCAGUACAAGGAGCGCAUCAUUGAGCUGGCGCACAUGGACCCGGACAAGUCGGAGCGCGAGCUGGCCGGCUUCGUCAUGGAGGGCAUGCGCCACGCCGGCGUGGUUCCCGGCCUGCCGCGCGUCGCCACCCGGGACACGACGGUCAACGACGGCGCCCGCGGGCCCGUCACGGUCAAGGCCGGGCACACGGUGCUCAUCGCCACGUCCAAGGCGGCCAUGGACUCGACGCAGUACCCCGAGCCCGAGAAGCUCAACCCCCUGCGCCCGUUCAAGGACUACAUCCUGCUCGGCCACGGCCUGCACUUUUGCUUUGGCGCCCGCCUCGUCACCCCGGCGCUGGCUGCCACGCUCCGUGAGGUCUUUAGGCUCAAGAACGUCCGUCGUGCCCCUGGCAAGCUGGGCAAGUUUACCAUUGUGGAACACGACUUGGCUGGCAUCAAGAUGAGACAUUACUUGGACUCGAGCUCCAAGGAGUCGCCCAUUCCCACGUCUCUCACGCUUUAUUAUGAUGCCUAG
Molecule: messenger RNA, 3198 nt
Organism: Pestalotiopsis fici W106-1
Lineage: Eukaryota; Fungi; Ascomycota; Sordariomycetes; Amphisphaeriales; Sporocadaceae
Exons: 3
Coding region: 1-3198 (1065 amino acids)
Biological process (GO): response to oxidative stress
Molecular function (GO): iron ion binding; monooxygenase activity; heme binding
Source: RefSeq, a predicted model, not a curated record